This is a messenger RNA of Carica papaya (papaya), 1883 nucleotides long. RefSeq lists its product as uncharacterized. Gene Ontology annotation, cellular component: cytoplasm. Gene Ontology annotation, biological process: protein ubiquitination. NCBI's taxonomy places the organism in Eukaryota, Viridiplantae, Streptophyta, Magnoliopsida, Brassicales, Caricaceae. Gene Ontology annotation, molecular function: ubiquitin protein ligase activity. The record is from RefSeq and is a predicted model, not a curated record.
CCUUAUUUAUCACACAACGCAAGUUUUUCAACUUUUAUUUUCAAGUAAAAAUAAAAUGGCGCAGGUCUCUUGCCGUCAUCUCCGGGAUCCAGACGACGAUAUUCCGCGCCAUAGCCGCCGUAAUCAAAACCAAACCCUAACCCUAAGUUUGGACUCCAUCCCUUACUGGUCCCACCCCAACGACUUCGAUCUUUACUCCUCCGACCCCGAGUUCCCUCCCACCGACGCGUCCGUCUCCGAUUCGCUCCUUCCAGUCAACUGCCCCGAUUUGCUCGACCGACACAACCAGGUUAACUUCGUCAUGGAUCUCUUUCACCAACGCGUUGAGCAAUCUCAGGUAAUCUCUCAUAACAACAAUAACGAUAAUACUGAGUUGGGAUCCGACUCGUUAACCGAGUCGGGUUUCGGAGUCAUAGAGGGGAAUUGUGAAAUCGGCAUGGAUAAUUUGGAGAUUGAUUUGGGGAUAGGGAUAGGAUUCGGUGCGCCGGAUAGUACUAAUUGUGGAUUUUCAGUAGGAAACAUCGAGGAUAGUGAUAUUGAUGUCAGCGUUGAUGUUUAUGGUAAUGAAGAUGAUGAUAAUGAUGAUGAUUUCUUUGUGGAGAGGAGGGUUUCUGGUUUGGAAUCCGGUGGGUCGGCGGGGACAGGGGAGCCGUUUGGGAACGGUUUAGAGGUUAUUGGGUUUGAAUCAGAUUCGGACGAUAGAGAUGAAAACGAUAACGAGAGAGAGAGACUGACGAUAGAUUUGCACUCAGUGAAUGAGGAUGACGAUGAUGCAAGUUAUAACAACCCUAUUUUUUGGGAUUCUUUUCAAUUAGAGGAUCAUAGGGAAACUAAUGAAGAUUUGGAGUGGGAGGAAGUCGAUGGUGGGCUUGAAGAGAGGGAGGUUAUGAGCAUGUAUGUGGAUGCUGAUAAUGAUGAUGAGAACUCCAUCUCCCUUUCCAUUUCACCUAUUACUGUACCUGAGGAUGUGGUUACUGUUGAAAGAGUAGGGGAGGUAGAGAAUUUGGAGUGGCAAGUUUUGUUGAAUUCUGAUAAUCUGGAAACAAACCCAGAUUUGGAUAGCUUUACCGAGCACUAUUUUGGUGACCAUGAAGAUUAUAUUUAUACUGCAGAAUAUGAAAUGAUGUUUGGACAGUUCACAGAGAAUGAGAAUGCAUUGACCGGCAGGCCUCCGGCUUCGAAAAUCGUUCUCAAACAACUUCCUUUGGUGGUCUUGACUCAAGAAUAUAUCGAGAAGAAUGAUGCUUUUUGUGCAAUUUGUAAGGAUGAGAUGAAUGUUGGUGAGAAGGCUAAGCAGUUACCUUGUACCCAUAGAUACCAUGGAGAUUGCAUUGUGCCUUGGCUGCGAAUACGAAAUACUUGUCCUGUUUGUCGUCAUGAAUUGCCCACAGACGAUGCCGAGUAUGAAAGGAGGAGGAACCAAAGAGGUGCUCGUGGGCGGUAAAUUGUUAUGAUAAUUUAUGGUCACUUCUAAGUUUUGAAGUAUUCAACAUGCAUUAGGUUUGUUCGAAUGGUAGGUACCUUGUUUGGAAGUGAGCGUACAAGGAUAAUUGUCUUCUUCAUAAUUUUGCCUGUGUUUGGAGUCGAAAAGUUUGGUAACGAUCACGUUGUAUUUUGGAUUUUUUUUCGGUUCAAAUAAUUUCCAGUGACUUGUAUGUUUAUUAGGUAUGUUUGAUUUGGAUGCAUGUAGGUUAGUGAUUUACUCUCGUUCAUUGUUUCUGGUUUGAUAUAGUUCUCACCACAUGGAAUGCAAAUCUUUUUUCCCUGUUUUCUUUAUGGAUAGGAAUACGAUUCUUCUAUGGUCAGAAUUUGUUGGUGUGAUUUUAUCUAUGUGCUACAUGAGUCCUAUUAUUUGUUUGGAAAUAACAGGGGCAGUUUCAUGA